Toxorhynchites rutilus septentrionalis is the source of this 1176-nucleotide messenger RNA. RefSeq names its product galectin-5-like. The record is from RefSeq and is a predicted model, not a curated record. NCBI's taxonomy places the organism in Eukaryota, Metazoa, Arthropoda, Insecta, Diptera, Culicidae. The coding region runs from base 128 to 772 and encodes 214 amino acids. The transcript is spliced from 5 exons. Gene Ontology annotation, molecular function: galactoside binding; carbohydrate binding.
UCAUCCUGCGAAUAAAGUCGAUCUCACAUUCAUAUCCCAUUGAAUUGUUCAUUUAGGCAUUCGGAAACUAUUCUGAACUGCAGCGGAUAUAUCCGUUUAGCGUGAAUAACUGCAUCACAAAAAAGCGAUGGCUACAAUUCCAAUUAUUUCACCUAAAGCUCCAUUUCUAGGAUCCAUACCGGGCGGCCUUUCCAGUGGCUCGGUAGUACGAGUAAAGUGUGUCCUCAACAAUUUUGGAGAUCGGUGUCAGAUCAAUCUACAGACCGGUGCCGCAUUAAAUCCACGCGAUGAUGUCCUGCUGCAUAUAAGCAUCCGGCCGCAGGAGGGGGCGAUCGUGCGAAACACGUUGCAGAAUCAGAUAUGGGGCACCGAAGAACGAUACGGCGGUUGUCCAAUUACUUACGGUCAAAGUUUUGUUGUUUCGAUGCAGCUCGAGUGGGACCGGUUUAAGAUAGCCAUCAAUGGAGAACAUUUUUGUACGUUCGGUAAUCGAUUCCCAAAUCGCCAAGUUCAGUUCGUAUCGGUUGAUGGAAACUGUACCAUUGAUUAUAUCACCAUGGAAAGAGGCACAACGAUUACGCAUGGGUCACCCGUUGUGAUUUCAAAUCCUGGAAUGAUUGCAGUUUGCCCACCGUAUAUUCCGCCUCAACCAUAUCACCCAUCUGGUAGCGUUCUGUAUCCUCCGGCACCGCCACCACCUCCACCACCGUAUACUCCAUCAGCACACUACCCAGGUAGAAAAAGACGUACUGUUUUUAUGAAACUCUUCUAGGACAAGGGGUACCCAAAAUAUUCAGAGGGCCUUCCAUCACAUCCUCCACCCUAUCCUGGUUAUCCACACAGACCUGCUCAUGCAACUCCAUAUUCGGCAUUCACAGAUGAAUUGAGAACCAAAUUCGAAAAAAUGUCACACGAAUAACAAUUGUAAAACAAAAGCUUCCAAUAAUGAUAAAUCUACACCAUUGGAGUGAUUCUGUGAGACAUAAUCACAAUCCCGUGGAAGUGUAUUGAAUUAAAUGUAUCUUGAUGGCUGUAUAAGUGAAUUCAGUAAAAUUUCGUAGAAGUAUUUUUUUUAAUCAUUCUGCUUAGCUUAGUGUUGUUUUGCCCAAUAAAUAUAUAGAAAUGGUGUUAAAAUUGUAUUAAAGAUCAAUAAAUCGAUUUUUUUCACAUCUUAGA